Trematosphaeria pertusa is the source of this 918-nucleotide messenger RNA. RefSeq names its product Nucleotidylyl transferase. The record is from RefSeq and is a predicted model, not a curated record. The transcript has a single exon. Gene Ontology annotation, molecular function: nicotinamide-nucleotide adenylyltransferase activity; ATP hydrolysis activity. Gene Ontology annotation, cellular component: nucleus; cytoplasm. NCBI's taxonomy places the organism in Eukaryota, Fungi, Ascomycota, Dothideomycetes, Pleosporales, Trematosphaeriaceae. The coding region runs from base 1 to 918 and encodes 305 amino acids.
AUGGCCUCGCGAAUAGCGGCGCUAAGAUCUCUCCUUCCCGAUCUCGAAUUGGCGCUGAACUCCUUCACAUCGUCGCCGUCCAAAUUCCGCGUCGUGCGAACGGUGAAUCCCACCGCGAACCAGCCCAGGACACUCUACAUCCUCGAUUCCUCGUUUAAUCCGCCCUCUCUCGCGCAUUUCGCCCUCGCUACGUCCGCAUUGAAGCAUCCUGCGCCCUCGGAAGCGAAGCCACAUAGACUAUUGUUGCUAUUCAGCACGCAUAAUGCGGAUAAGGCACCGAGUCCUGCCAGCUUCGUGCAGAGGAUUGCGCUAAUGACAAUCUUCGCCGAAGACGUGGCUCGCGCGCUAAAGAUGUCGGAGCCUUCGGGCUCGGACCUUGCAGAUGUUUCUAUAGACAUCGGCCUCACGAAAGAACCGUACUAUACCGACAAAUCAGUCGCGAUCUCCGAAUCCACGCUUCCCUUCUACGCCUCGAACCCCGUCCACGUCCACCUCGUCGGCUACGAUACACUCAUACGCUUCUGCAAUCCGAAAUACUACUCCAAACACAGUCCACCGCUCUCGGCUCUCAGGCCCUUCUUCUCAGCCAGCCACAAGCUGAGGGUCACACAACGGCCGUUUGAUCCGAACGACAAGUCGUCGAGCGAGUUUGGCACGGCCGAGGAGCAGCAGAGAUAUCUAGAGAGGUUGAAGGACGGCGAGCUGGAGAAGGAAGGGUUCGAGUCGGGGUGGAGUGAGAACAUUGAUAUGGUUGAGGGCGGGGCGAGUGUUGGUAUUAGCUCGACGAGAGUUCGAAAAGCGGCCAAGGAGGGUAAUUGGGGCGAAGUCGGUAAGCUUUGCACGGAGGGGGUAUCGGCCUGGAUUAGGGAUCAGGCAUUGUACAGUGAGGACGCCAGUGGGAAGAAGACGAUGGAGUGA